AUGUCUAAGUUACCUAAUCUCGUAUCCUCACGGAUCAAUGAGAUAAGAAGAAUUUAUGUGGAAGCAAAUAAUAGAAUUGUUGAUGAAAUGGACUCGAUGGUAGAUAAGUUUGUGAAAAGUAUUGGAAGUGUCCCGGAUAUUUCUACAGGCGUCAGUGCAUACCUAGAAGAGAGGAUUAGGUACAUUCGUGAAUUUGUUGUUGAUAGCAUAGGAUUCUCAAUAAGUGAGUUCAGAGCCUUGUACAAUCCUGAUGGAAACGAGAAUGCAAGAUCUAGAAGAUUUCCUAAGUUCAUAACCGAGGCAUUGGAAAGAAGUUUCGAGAUUGAUCAGUAUCCAUCUGAGACCGAGAAGUCAAGACUUGCAAAAAUAUGUAAACUCUCGACCAAGCAAAUAAAUAACUGGUUUACGAACAAAAGAAAUAGAAGUAAAAGCCAUGAAGGAGGCAGACAGUAUUAG
Molecule: messenger RNA, 456 nt
Organism: Encephalitozoon romaleae SJ-2008
Lineage: Eukaryota; Fungi; Microsporidia; Unikaryonidae
Product: homeobox domain-containing transcription factor
Exons: 1
Coding region: 1-456 (151 amino acids)
Biological process (GO): regulation of DNA-templated transcription
Molecular function (GO): DNA-binding transcription factor activity, RNA polymerase II-specific; DNA binding
Source: RefSeq, a predicted model, not a curated record